Galdieria sulphuraria is the source of this 1397-nucleotide messenger RNA. Its product is annotated as syntaxin 1B/2/3 isoform 2. Gene Ontology annotation, biological process: intracellular protein transport; exocytosis; vesicle fusion. Gene Ontology annotation, molecular function: SNARE binding; SNAP receptor activity. NCBI's taxonomy places the organism in Eukaryota, Rhodophyta, Bangiophyceae, Galdieriales, Galdieriaceae. Gene Ontology annotation, cellular component: SNARE complex; endomembrane system; plasma membrane. The transcript has 9 exons. The record is from RefSeq and is a predicted model, not a curated record. Bases 54 to 1196 code for a protein of 380 amino acids.
GGAAUUUCGGAUUCUUCACUGAACCGUUUUUUGGGAUUGCUAAGCAAACAACAAUGGAUAGGCUAACAGAGUUGAGAAAUAUGGUCACUCCUGGGAGUGGAAACGACAGAGAAAACGAUGAUAUAAUACAAGCAGCUUCAAGGGUGUUACGUGGAGACUUUGAAGAGGAGGAUGAAGGUAACGAGCGUCCACAAGGAGAAGAAAGCAAAAAUAUAUUGGACGAGUUGGAGGAAGGUUUAGAAAAUUUACAACAUAAAAUUUUUUCCCCUUUUUCCAAAAAGAAAUCGUCUAAAGAGGAUGUGGAAAGUGGUCGUUUUCAAAGUAGACAGACUGCUCAGUUAUCAGGAAAUGGAGAAAGUAAUGUAUUGACGAAUUUUUACGAAGACGUCGACUCAGUAAAGGCCCUAAUCGAAAAACUUAAGCUACAAACCAAAGCAGUGUCGCAGAAACACAGAGCUGCCCUGGAAGACCCAACCAAUGCAACAAAGGUUGAGGAAGAACUUAUGACGGAAACCUCACUGGCAAGAGAACUCGCUGUUGGUAUUAAACGACGGUUGGAUAAAAUGAAAGAACUACAGAGUAAAGUGGAAAGAGAAAAGGGACAGGGAUGUGCAGAAGCUCGUAUUAUUGCAGGAACACAAGGAGCUUUAGCAAAACGUUUUAUGAAUGCAAUGCGUGAGUUUCAGAAUGUUCAAGAAGAAUGUGAAAAUGACAUGAGAGAGCAGGCAGAAAGGCAACUGAAGAUCAUCAACCCUAAAAUAAGCAAAACGGAAAUCGACACAGUUUUAGAUGCUACUGGUUCAGGGGGAAAUGCAAGCUCUGAAAUACUAAGACAACAGAUGCUCAUGGCCCGAGAUGGCGAUUACAAUUCCAUAAGACUGGUUAUGGAAGAUGUAGAAGAACGUACCAGAGCAAUGCGUCAGUUGGAGGAAAAUAUUCAAGAACUGAGGCAGAUGUUCAUAGAUAUGAGUGUUUUGGUCGAAUCUCAAGGAGAAACCAUAGACCAGAUUGAAAGUAAUAUAAGUAGUGCAAAGGCUAGUACAAAGACUGCUGCAUCUCAGUUAAGAAGUGCUCGAAAGCAUCAAAAGAGAUACUAUCGAUUACUUUUCUGCCUCUUUUGCUGCUUAAUUAUUUUACUUAUUGCCAUUCUGGUCCCCAUUGGAGUGGCAGUUAUUCGUCCAAACAAUGGAGGAUAAGAAAACCAUCCAUCUUUGUGGACAGUUGUUGUAAAUGGUAAGACCUUGGCGAUCGAUAUUUGGACUUUUUUUUGAAUGGAUAACAGAAGCAGAUACUAGGGAAGUCAUAGCAACGACAGAUAUUAAUAAUUCGAAUAAAUAUGGAAUCGAAUGAUCAUUUCUGCAUUUCCGAGUAGAGUUAAUAAAGAGAACUUAUCAACG